GUUGCAAGGACGGCAAUGGGUUUUUUCUCUCCCUGCAGCGAGGAAAGGGGAGGGAGAGGACGGGGGGAGACGGGCAGAUCCCGGAGCUCUGAAGGGACGAGGGUUUCGUCUUUUCUUUCUGAAUGCGGAAAUUUGAGUAACGGCAUCAGCGAGCAGAUACUGCUCAACCGGGAGAGGGGCACGCCGAGAGCUGAAGCAAAACCACCCCCCGCUCCCGCCGAGCACAGCCCUCCGCCACCGUUGCGGAAGGUGCCGGGGUCUGCCCCUGUCCCCCUGCCCUCGCACCAACGCCGGGGCCGCGGGGACAGGGGAGCCAGGGGCAGCGCCCGAUCCCGUGUCGCCCUCCCGCCGCCGGACUGUCCCGUGGGUGCCUCCCGCCGGCCGGGGCCGGGGUGGGGACCGGAACCGGAGCCGGAGGCGGGCGCGGGGAUAAAACCGCCCCGCCAGCGAGCGCCCUUUAUACCGGCGUGCGGAGCGGCGGCAGUAGCGAGCGGCGGGGCUGAACAUCACCGCGCGGCGACAUCGAGUCACCUGCCAACAUGUCCGACAAACCAGACAUGGCCGAGAUCGAGAAAUUUGACAAGUCCAAAUUGAAGAAGACAGAGACGCAAGAGAAAAACCCGCUGCCUUCAAAAGAAACAAUUGAACAGGAGAAGCAAGCGGGGGAAUCGUAAUGAAAUCUGCCCUUCCAAAUUAUGCACUGUACAUUCCACAAGCAUUGCCUUCUUAUUUUACUUCUUUUAGCUGUUUAACUUUGUAAGAUGCAAAGAGGUUGGAUAAAGUUUAAAAUGACUGUACUGCCCCUUUCACAUCAAAAGAAUAGAGAGAACUACUGACACUGAAUGAAGGCGCUGCCUUUCCCUCUGCCUGUCUGGCUUUGGUCCUGGUGGCAUGAAAGAGCUUGCAUGUUGAUGAAAGAAGAACUUGGGUGGGACUACAGUAAACUAGAGUAACACACGAAUAAAUGCAAAGCUGUACCAAGGUCCUGCGAGCUGUAAAAUGCAGUUAAUCGAGUGCCAUUUUUUUUUUUUUUUUUGUUCAAAUGAUUUUAAUUAUUGGAAUGCACAAUUUUUUUAAUAUGCAAAUAAAAUGUUUUAAAACCUG
This is a messenger RNA of Strigops habroptila (Kakapo), 1104 nucleotides long. It is a transcript of the gene TMSB4X, whose product is annotated as thymosin beta 4 X-linked. Gene Ontology annotation, cellular component: cytoplasm. Gene Ontology annotation, molecular function: actin monomer binding. The transcript is spliced from 4 exons. Gene Ontology annotation, biological process: actin filament organization; regulation of cell migration. The record is from RefSeq and is a predicted model, not a curated record. The coding region runs from base 16 to 594 and encodes 192 amino acids. Lineage: Eukaryota; Metazoa; Chordata; Aves; Psittaciformes; Psittacidae.